AUGGCUAUUAAAGAUAAAGUUAAAAGAGUUUCAAAAAUAUUCUCAUCAGAAUCAAAAGAAUCAUUAGAUAAACAAAUUAAAGAGCAAGAACAAAAAGAAGGAGAAAUUACAACUGAACCCGUCGAACAACAACAACAACAACAAAAAGAAGAAGGAAAAGAUAUUACUGAACAACCACCAGUUAAAAAAGAUGCUGAAGUAAUUGAACCAUCACAACCAGUUGAACCAUCAACUGAAGGACCAACUGUCGCAACUACUACUGAAACUGAAGCUGAAGCUGAAGCAGAAGCUGUUCCAGUUGUUGAAGAAUCAACUCCAAUUGAUGAAACUGCGGCUACCACUGAAGAACCACAAACUACUACUGCUGCUGCUGCUGCUGAUGUCGAAGAAACUACUGAAAACGAUGCUGCUAAAGAAGCUAAAGAUCAUGUUAAAAAAUCAUCUAAAAAAACCGAAAAAGCUGAUAAAAAGAAUGAUUUCUUCAGAAAAUUUUUAAACAAAUUCAAAAAAUCAUCAUCAGGUAAAGAUGUUGUUGCUGCUUAA
This is a messenger RNA of Insectozyma verbasci, 543 nucleotides long. NCBI's taxonomy places the organism in Eukaryota, Fungi, Ascomycota, Pichiomycetes, Serinales, Debaryomycetaceae. The record is from the annotation of a GenBank genome assembly.